Messenger RNA from Adineta steineri, 1716 nucleotides. The record is from the annotation of a GenBank genome assembly. NCBI's taxonomy places the organism in Eukaryota, Metazoa, Rotifera, Eurotatoria, Adinetida, Adinetidae.
AUGAAUACUGAUCAUAUGAAAGUUCUUAAUGAAAAUGAUAAAGAUUGUACAAAUGAAUAUAUUCAUCAAUGUAUAUCGAUGUUAUCAUUAUCAGAUAAUAAACAAGAAGAUAUUAACGAUUUAUUAGGAUUAAGUUCAUUAAUAUCACAUCAUACAGAUUCGAAUGAUUUUAUCUCAUCUGAAAGUCGCUUGAUUCAUUCGAAAUUUCAACAUUUAUUUCAUUUUCUCGUUAAUGAUAUUUCGAAUGAAUCAAUGACACAAGCAUUAGGUGAUGAAAUAUCGAAUUUAGAUCAAGUUAAUGAUGCUUUAAUAAAUCUUAAUAGAAAUGCAACAUUAAAAUUUCGAAAUUAUAAACAAUUUCGUGAACAAUUACUUGCAUCUUCAAAUGAAAAACGUAAUAUAUCUAUUACAUCAGAUAAUUUAAAUAAUCGAUCGACAAACUCAAGACAAUCAACAAUGGAUUCUAAUCUACAACGUUAUUUAUCGAGGAAUGCAUUGAAAUAUCUCGUUCAUUGUUUUAUUCAUAGUUCAUUUUUUAAAUGGUUUAUUAGUAUAGUUAUUUGUUUCGAUGCUAUUAGUGUUGCUAUUACAUCAGAAUAUAAUUCACCAAAUGAUUUACAAUCUAUUAUUUAUAAUAUUGCAGUAUUUAUAAAUCGUUGUAUUGUAUUUAUUUAUUUAUUUGAAAUCAUAUUCAAAUGGAUUGCUGUGAAUAUUCUUGAAUUUACUCUUACGAUUAUUUCUUUGAUAAAUCUAAUUAGUGAAAUUUAUAUUGAUACAAAAGAUAAUACAAAUUUAGAAAUAAAUAGAAAAUUUCAUGCUAGUAAUAUUAAUAAUCAAAAAUCAACAGAUACUUUACAACGUAUUCGGUCUUAUGGAACAAUAUUAUCUUUAUUACGAACAUUACGUAUGUUACGUAUAUUACGUAUAUUAGAAAUAGCAUUUCGUUUUACACAAGUACGAAUUGUUUUUCAUGCACUUAGUCGUUCAGUGAAACUUAUUUUUCAUGUUGUUCUCUUAACUAUUGUACUUAUUUAUUUUUUUGCACUUAUUGGUCUUUAUUUAACACAAUUUGGAUUAAAUACAACAUCAAAUGAAGAUAUGAAAAAGAUAAAUUUAUUAUUUGGAACAGUACCUCGAGCAUUUAUUACAGUCUUUCGUUUAUUUACUAAAGAUGAAUGGUUUGAAAUAAAAGAAGAAAUGUAUUCAUUAAAAAUUAGUCCAUUUAUUAUUGAUCUAUAUAUUGUUGGUUGGUUAUUCUUUGGUGGUUAUGUACUAAAUCCAUUGCUGAUCGGAGCCAUGGUUGGUACAUUCGACGAAACUCGUAAAGAAUUAAGUCAAGAUAUAAAACAUAUUAUAUCGAAAACUCGUUUACCUCUUAAUGAUACAAAUCUAACUAAAAAUUCAUCAUUAACAUCGAGUUUUUCUUCGUUUCUUGCACAUAUUAAUUCUACUGAUGAUGACGAUGACGAAUUCAAUGAAUGGAUUCGUCUUACUUCAGAUGAAAUUCGUCUACUUGUUCAAGAUCGUACUGAAACCCAAUGGCCCAUCUAUACUGUAUUUUAUUAUCUUCAAUUACUUGAAAUAUAUUAUGAAAAUCUAGCUGAACGACAAUUAUUAUUUGAUUUCAUUUCCAUUUAUUUAUUAUCAUUACAUGAUAAAGAAAGAAAAUUAUCUGAUCCGCCAAUACUUUCAUCAUCUUCCGAGGAUGAGAAUUGA